GGGCGCUUUCCGGCUCGCCUCGCAGGUGCUGAUGUGUCGGGGAGGCGGGGCUUGGGGGAGCCAGUCCCUGCGACGCUCCCUGCUCCGACGUGCAGCUGUGGUGGAUCUAGCUCCCCGAGGCCAUGGGGGUGUCUGCUCGGUCCGCGCGGGCCCAGCCCCACUCUGAUAAAGUACAGAAAGACAAGUCUGGACAGACCUCAGGGCCCCCUCAGAGCAGCCGAAUGGGGAAACUCUUGGGUUUUGAGUGGACAGAUGUGUCCAGCUGGGGGAGACUGGUGACCCUGCUGAAUAGACCAACGGAUCCUGCAAGCCUGGCAGUCUUCCGUUUUCUCUUUGGGCUGUUGAUGGUGCUGGACAUUCCCCAGGAGCGGGGGCUCAGCUCCCUGGACCGAAGAUACCUGGAUGGGCUGGAGGUUUGCCGCUUCCCUUUGCUGGAUGCCCUGCAGCCACUGCCACUUGACUGGAUGUAUCUUGUCUACACCAUCAUGUUUCUGGGGGCACUGGGCAUGAUGCUGGGCCUGUGCUACCGGAUAAGCUGUGUGUUAUUCCUGCUGCCAUACUGGUAUGUGUUUCUCCUGGACAAGACGUCGUGGAACAACCACUCCUAUCUGUAUGGUUUGCUGGCCUUUCAGCUGACGUUCGUCGACGCAAACCGCUACUGGUCUGUGGACGGCCUGCUGAGCAGCCGGAAGCGGAAUGCCCACGUGCCCCUCUGGAAUUAUGCUGUGCUGCGUGGCCAGAUCUUCAUUGUGUACUUCAUUGCGGGCGUGAAAAAGCUGGACGCUGACUGGGUGGAAGGCUACUCCAUGGAGUACCUGUCCCGGCACUGGCUCUUCAGUCCCUUCAAACUUGUGUUGUCCGAGGAGAUGACGAGUCUGCUGGUGGUGCACUGGUGUGGGCUGCUGCUCGACCUCUCAGCGGGUUUCCUGCUCUUCUUUGAUGCCACAAGAUCCAUCGGCCUCCUCUUCGUGUCCUACUUCCACUGCAUGAAUUCCCAGCUUUUCAGCAUUGGAAUGUUCCCGUAUGUCAUGCUGGCCAGCAGCCCUCUCUUCUGCUCCCCCGGUUGGCCUCGGAAGCUGGUGGCUCACUGCCCAAAAAGGCUGCAAGACCUGCUGCCCCUCAGGAUUGCCCCUCAGCCCAGUGCCUCCUGCAUGUACAAGAGGAGUCGGGCCAGAGGAGGCCAGAAGCCAGGGCUGCGCCAUCGCCUGGGUGCCGCCUUCACCCUGCUCUACCUCCUGGAACAGCUCUUCCUGCCCUAUUCCCAUUUCCUUACCCAGGGCUAUAACAAUUGGACGAAUGGGCUGUACGGCUACUCCUGGGACAUGAUGGUGCACUCCCGCUCCCACCAGCAUGUCAAGAUCACCUACCGUGACGGUCGCACCGGAGAGCUGGGCUACUUGAACCCUGGGGUAUUCACACAGAGCCGGCGUUGGAAGGAUCAUGCAGACAUGCUGAAGCAAUAUGCCACUUGCCUGAGCCGCCUGCUUCCCAAGUACAAUGUCACUGAGCCCCAGAUCUACUUUGAUAUUUGGGUCUCCAUCAAUGACCGCUUCCAGCAGAGGAUUUUUGACCCUCGCGUGGACAUUGUGCAGGCUGCCUGGUCCCCCUUCCAGCGCACACCUUGGCUGCAGCCACUGUUGAUGGGCCUGUCUCCCUGGAGGACCAAGUUACAGGAAAUCAAGAGCAGCCUGGACAACCACACUGACGUGGUCUUCAUCGCUGAUUUCCCUGGGCUGCACCUGGAGAACUUUGUGAGCGAAGACCUGGGCAACACUAGCAUCCAGCUGCUGCAGGGACAGGUGACCGUGGAGCUGGUAGCAGAACAGAAGAACCAGACUCUUCAGGAGGGAGAAAAAAUGCAGUUGCCUGCGGGUGAGUACCAUAAGGUGUAUACGCUGCCUCCUGGUCCUUCAUGCUAUAUGUACAUCUAUGUCAACACCACAGAGCUUGCCCUGGAGCAAGACUUGGCAUAUCUGCAAGAAUUAAAGGAGAAAGUAGAGAAUGGAAGUGAAACAGGGCCUCUGCCUCCGGAGCUGCAGCCUCUGCUGGGCGGGGAAGUAAAAGGGGGCCCCGAGCCAACACCUCUGGUGCAGACCUUUCUCAGACGCCAGCAAAGGCUCCAGGAGAUUGAACGCCGGCGAAACGCCUCCUUUCACGAGCGACUUUUCCGAUUCUUGCUGCGAAAGCUCUAUAUCUUUCGCCGCAGCUUCCUGAUGACUUGUAUCUCACUUCGAAAUCUGGUAUUAGGCCGCCCUUCCCUGGAGCAGCUGGCCCAAGAGGUGGCUUACGCGAACUUGAGACCCUUUGAGCCAGUUGAAGAGUCGAGUCCUUCAAACACAGAGUCUUCAAAUCCUAAUCCUCCUGAGCCAAAUUCGGACCCUGUCCACUCAGAGUUCUGAGGGAGGCCAGAUGUUGGGGAGAGAUGUAGGAGCUGCCAGUCACAGGGCCAUUACCUAUGCAGUGGACAUUUGAAAACAUUUUCAGAUUUUUUAAAAUAUUUUCUUCCUUAUCUAUAGCUCUCAUAAAUUCAGAGAGGACAGUUUAGAGGAACCAAGGAGGUAAAGCAAAGAUAAGAUUUAUCAAGCCCAGGUUGAGGGGCUUGGGGCAGGGGCUUAAAAAACAAUGGGAAGGAGUUCCCAUCGUGGCUCAGUGGUUAACGAAUCCAACUAGGAACCAUGAGGUUUCGGGUUUGAUCCUUGGCCUUGCUAAGUGGGUUGGGGAUCCGGUGUUGCUGUGAGCUGCGGUGUAGGUUGCAGACAUGGCUUGGAUGCUAUGUUGCUGUGGCUCUGGCGUAGGCUCGCGUGUACGGCUCUGAUUGGACCCCUAGCCUGGGAAUCUCCAUAUGCCACAGGUGCAGCCCUAGAAAAGACACACACACACACAAAUGUGAAAAUGGCUUUCUAGGGUAAAGGAGUAAGAAUCAGGUUUAAAGUGACUGGCUCCUUGGGGAAGGAGAUUUAAGGUACCAUGAGGAAAAUAAUAGCAGACUGUUCUCAGUGUUUGCCAUGUGCUGGGCACUGGGUGAAGCGCUGUGCCUGCAUUAUUACAUUUAGUCCUUAAUGGCCAUUAGUCCUGUCUUACAGUUGGAGAAACUGAGGCUGAGAGGUAAUAUAAUUUGCUCAAAGAUACCCAUCUAGUAAGGAAUGGAUUGAUGGUUGAACCUCGGUCCUGCACCCUGCCUCUUGUAAUUUUCAGAAUCACUGACAAUAAUUCUGAGAUAAUGCAGCUUAAACCUUGUCUCCUUACAAAGUAUGAUUAGGAUGGUGAUCAGGUCUUAAAAGCACACAGUAAUUUUCUCUUCACUGCAAUUUUGUUUCCUUCUUUGUUCUUAGUAUUUAUAUAGCCAGUAUGUUUCUCACUAGCAGUUAUGAGCAUAGUUAGAAUAGUACAAGGUUCAAUAAGGAAAUUUAGAUGAUUAGUAAUGGUAUUUCUAUAAAAAUAGGCUUAUUAUCUAGCCUUUUGUGAGCAGGAGGUGACGUAAGAUUUAACUUAACAUGGUGAAAGAUUAGGUUUGGAUGUUGAAGGUUUGUAUGUGAUUCAGGAAGAUCCUCAAUUCUGUGGAAGUUCAAAGGCCUACACUAGACUAGGAAGUGAGAAUGCCUAAUUACACAAAACAAAACCAGGGGUUUCCAUCACGGCUCAGUGGAAAUGAAUCUGACUAGCAUCCAUGAGGACACAGGUUUGAUCCCUGGCCUCGCUCAGUUGGUUAAGGAUCCGGUGUUGCCGUGAGCUGUGGUGUAAGUCGCAGAUGCAGUUCGGAUCCUGAGUUGCUGCGGCUGUGGCUGUGGCUGUGGUGUAGGCCAGCAGCUGUAGCUCUAAUUUGACCCCUAGCUUGGGAACCUCAAUGUGCCACGGGUACGGCCCUAAAAAGACAAAAAACAAAAACAAAAUGAGCCCCCUGCUCUGGGGCCUCAUGGUCCCAAGACAGAGACUGGCAGUAGCCUGGCAGUGCCAGUGACUUUGAUAAAGGAUUGCAUCUCUUUUCAGGCAUCUCUUCCCAUGCCCCGCCCCACCCAGUCUCAGGGCUCUUUCCUAGGCAGCUGCCUUUUCACCACAUACUUGGGGUGAUUUAUGUCUGCUCCGUGGUUUCCAGUCAUGCUGCUGCUUAGGUUUCUGUCCUGUGCCCUAGAGCUGUAUGUCCAGCUCCAUCUGGAUAUCCCACAGAGCUUUCAAACUGUCCAAACAGAACUUGCAUUCCUCAGACCUGCUUCUCCUUUAUUAGUGAAUGGUGACUUUUUUCCCACUGGGCCGGGCUGGGGAUUGAAUCCAUGCCUCAGUAGUGAAUUGAGCCGCUGCAGAGACAAUGCCAGAUCCUUAACUUGCUGUGCCACAUUGGGAACUCCAACUUUUUUAUUUAAACCAAUCCCUGAGUAAUCAGCCUUGACUCUCCCUUUCUCGCAUUCCUUUUUUUUUUUUUUUUUAAAGAAUCUAAACUUUUUUGUCUUUUGGUGUUUUUGUUUUUUUGGCUGUGCCUGUGGCACGUGGUAAAUUUUCAGGCCAGAGCGUCACACCUACACCUCAGCAGUGACAACACCGGCUAGGCCACCAGGGAACACCCUUCUCAUUCUUGAGAUUUCAAGUCCCAUCAAUUCUACCUCUGUUGGAUCUGUUGAAUUCAUCUCUACUACCUCUGUUCUUUCAGCCUUUAUACUGGAACCUAGUUAGGGAUAGACUAGAGCAGGCCUGCCAUGUAGUUGGGCAGGUUGGGCCUGAAUAAGGGUACCCCAGAGGCCACAGGGAGCUUGGCAGCAAGUCCUUCUGCUUCAUACCAGGCAUUUGGUGGGUUAGCAGUGGUUAUGUCAUAGGGCAUCUCACUAACUGAAAGCCAGCGUGGCAGGCAGUCCUUUGCCAGUAGGUUUGGCUAUCCUUGUUCCCCCCACAACCCCUGCACCCACAUUUUACUAAGAAUAGCUCUUCACUUUGGGAGGGAACUCAUGCAAAGGUACUUUUCUAACACAGGCAUGGGUGCUGCUUUCCCACAACUGUGAGUACCACCUGUCUCCUUAUCUAAAUGAAAAUAUUAGGGAUGAGGUCAAGAUGCUAGUCUUAAUAAAGAAAAGCUGAUAAUUGGAGUAAAUCAAGGUUAUUCAAAUUUUGGGCAUCCCCAGGCUGUGGAUCUUUCGUGUUCUUUUAGCCAGAAGGCCUUGCAUCCUGUCCCCAGCAUUUGGAUCAUUUGUCCCUGAUCAACAUUGUGCCCCUUGAAAACCCGAGAAAAGCAUGAAGUGCUUUUUUCAGCCAUAAUCACCUUCACCCCUUGCUUCUACUCUUCUCCCUGAGCUGGUUAAUCCCUAUCCCAGGGCUGGUUAGGAUAAACCCACCAUUUAAGGUUACCCUCCAUAGGCAGACUGAGCUGGGAUCAUCCUGGCAAAUACUGAAUUGAACCUCAAAGGCCAUUACUUGUCUGGUGCUGCUUCACCAGCCUACGGGCACUUAAUCAUCCCCCUCAUUUAGCCAACAAUGGUUGCUUAUCUUUUGACAGUAAUGCAAUGACAUCUAAAAGCUUUUUGAAACAUUCUGGAGCUUCUUAAUGUCAUGCAAAGUUGAAGUCCUCAAGUUUCAGAGUACGUCAGUUUUCAUUGACUCUUUAAAAUUUAACCUUGCCUUUCCUCCCAACCUGUUUCUAAACUUUCAAGCCUCUAGGCAAACAGGUAUAAGCUUUCCUUAGACCACUAGUUUUCAUACAUGCUGUGAACAUAUGCCAACUGGGUCCUAGGCUCAAGGUUGGUCCAAGCUCUAUGGUUAAUGAACCUGUUACACCAACUGCCACAAAUAAGCCCUUGGAAUUUGUAUUUUCACUAGUUUUAAGUAUAUCUCAUUUUAGCUCACUUACUGUGUAAGAUACUGAAAACUGGUCCCUCACUGCUGUCUACUGUUUUCAAACUAGUAUCUACUAAAGAUCUAACCUGCAGCCUUAAACGCUUAUUUAUGUAGAGAUCAAAACUUAAGGCAAUAAACUCUAAAAUUUCUAGAGAUGAAAAUCUGCUUAAAUUUUUGAAAAUAAACAUCACUGCUUCCACAUUAUACUCAGUGGUUCUUAUGCCCUUAUUUUCUUUUUUAGGGCCACACCCACAGCAUAUGAAGUUCCCAGGCUAGGAGCUUAGGGGCAGAAGCAAACCACAGCUGCCUGCCUAGCCACAGCAAAGCAGGAUCUGUGCCACAUCUGCAACUUGCACUGAAGCUCAUGGCAACAUUGGAACCUUAACCUUACCCACCAAGACCAAGGAUGGAACCUAUGCCCUUAGUUUUAAACACUGCUGACGGUACAAUAGUGGCAGCUGCAAAAGGGGAUGAAUUUUAUCCAUUUUGCUGGUGAAGAAAAGGGGCAAUGCUGGACAAACUGAAACCAAAACUUAAAUCUUUUUCUUAAUGCUAGAAAUAGGAUUUACAAACCUUUUAAAUGCCUGCAGUUAGGGUUGAAGUGAUUUCUGAGCCAUAGGUGGGAUUACAAUUACUCAGGGUUUCAACUCAUAUUCACGCCAGAACACUUGACAACAAUAAUGGACACGUUAAGGUAGAACCUAGCAUUUUAUUUAGAUCUUCAUUAAACUGUUGGAAUUGAGAACCAGACAUACGUAAUAAACCUCCAAAAAUAGAUCCUGAAAGGCACUUUCUGCUUAGGGCAAGCAGUCAUGGAAUAAGCAUGUAAACAAGCUGGCUUCUCUGUACCACACCAGCCAAGUCAGCUUUCUCCAUGGCCAGCCGCACCAGCUCUGCCCUCCCUUCUGUUAACACCAGCCAGAACCCCUGUAGGUCUAACCCAAGGUUUUUCUGUAGGACACCUUGGCCUACCUGGGAAUGCUGGAAACAUGUUAAAGGAAUCAUGGUGUUGAGGAAAAAAAGAAAACUCUUUUAAAAGCUGCCAUCUGAGGUGAUGGCUUCUCUGUACUUACGCCAUACCCCAGAAUACAAUAAAUAAGCAAUUAGAAAAUGUUCAAGUAUGAAGGGAUUUCCUCCUCCCCGCCAAAAGCACUGCUCUCUGAAGGAAGCUGGUUUCUCUGUAGCUACACCAGCUGUUCAGAAAGCUCAUUGGACCUGGUUUUGAAAACAAAACAAAGUUAAAACCCUGGGAGGAAUUAUUGUGCAGUGUGGAGUACUCAGUCUUUCUUAUAAAGAAAAAAAAAAGUUAUCUGGUACCAAAGUGUGCAACCUACAGACCCUCAGGUACUGCCCUGUGACUUCUCUGUAUGAUAUCACAAGGGUGCCAAGUGCCUGUUUUUCUAGAGCUAGGAGUUGGUGGUUUGGCUAGUGCUGAAACCAUGCAUAGGAUUGGUUUACUAAAUAAAAACCUUAUUACGUACGUCCUCCAAAAGACAGCUGAAAAGUGGAGAGAUUUUGAUUUGGUGCUGUUUAAAAGAGAUGGCAAUUAAGAGCAUAAGCACCAGGGAGAUGGUUUAAUGGUAACUGCCUUUUUUUUUUCUUUCUUUCUUAUGUCAGGCUAGAGCUCCAAGUGGAACUUGCGUUACAUGCAAGAAUGACUGGAUAGGGAACACUCCCUGACAAAGAGCUACAUAAUUAGAAAUGGAUCAAGUUAUAGGGAGGGUAAGGGAAGGCUUCACAUUCAUAAUAGAGCUCAAGACAUUACAAAUUCAUGCUGACAGGGCUGUGGCAUUGCCAGACAGAGGCUAUAA
Sus scrofa (pig) is the source of this 7628-nucleotide messenger RNA. The record is from RefSeq and is a predicted model, not a curated record. NCBI's taxonomy places the organism in Eukaryota, Metazoa, Chordata, Mammalia, Artiodactyla, Suidae.